This is a messenger RNA of Tauraco erythrolophus (red-crested turaco), 878 nucleotides long. Lineage: Eukaryota; Metazoa; Chordata; Aves; Musophagiformes; Musophagidae. The record is from RefSeq and is a predicted model, not a curated record.
AGUGGAGGCCUGCGGUGAUGCUGGCAGCCAUUGACUGCGCCGACGAGGCCAACCAGCGAGUGUGCGCUGAUUUUGGGAUAACCGGCUUCCCCACGCUGAAGUUCUUCCGAGCUUUUAGCAAGAAGGUGGAGGAUGGGAUAAGGAUUACCAAUCCCAGUGCCACUGUUGAAGACCUGCGCCAUGCCAUCAUCACCAACCUGGAGCAAAGCCAGGAUGCCUGGCCUCCCGCCUGUCCUCCGCUGGAGCCAGCAAGCGCGGAGGAGGUUCACAGCUUCUUCCAGAGGAACAAGGACCAGUACCUGGCACUGAUCUUCGAGAAAAGCAACUCCUUUGUGGGCAGAGAGGUGGCACUGGACAUGCUGCAGUAUGAGAACGUGGCAGUGAGGAGGGUGCUGAGCAGCGAGGAGGAGCUAGUGGAGAAGUUUGGCGUCACCACCUUCCCCUCCGGCUACGUGCUCCUCCGCAACGGCUCUUUCUUCCGCCUGCCCGUGCACAUGGAGGCACGCUCCUUCUACACUUACUACUUGCGCGCACUCUCGGGAGUCACCCGCGGCUCCUACAAGCUGAACACAACUGCUGACACUUCCAACGAGACCGAUGCGUCCCAGCUAAAGCAUGCUGACCGCUCCAAGUUGUACAUGGCCGACCUGGAGCCCACGCUGCACUACUCGCUGCGGGUGGAGACCGCCCGUGCCUCGGUGCUGUCGGGAGCCCAACUGGCCGCCUUCAAGUGCUAUGUGGCCACGCUGGUGAAGUACUUCCCCGGGCGCUCCUGCGUGCAGACCUACCUGCGGUCCCUGGAUGGCUGGCUGAGGAACUGGACGGAGCCCGAGCUGCCCCGCAGCACCUUGAAGGAGGCCGUGAAGAAUAAGAGAGAU